This is a messenger RNA of Closterium sp. Naga37s-1, 2652 nucleotides long. Lineage: Eukaryota; Viridiplantae; Streptophyta; Zygnematophyceae; Desmidiales; Closteriaceae. The record is from the annotation of a GenBank genome assembly.
AUGUGGCUCAAGUACGGGCAGAAGCAGCUCACGGGCGGAACUCACGGCAGGCACUACUAUCGCUGUAGUCACUUUCGCCAACCAACCGAGUGUCGCGCGCGUCGCGUGGUCGAUUUCCACAAGCACGACCCCAAGUUCCCACUCCGAAUCUCCUUCUUCGGCGAACACAACCAUCCGCCGCCGCUUCACCGCCCGCCUCAACCACUCGCAGCACCGCAGCAGAACCCUUCCGCCGCUGCUGCGCAGCCGGCUUCCGCAGGCGCGACCGUCGCACAGGCGUCUUCCGCUGGUGCAUCCGCCCCCAGAAGCAGCCGCCACGCCGCGGAUCGCCUCAGGCUCUCCCUGCCCGAUGACGUCAUCGGAUCCACGCUGGCAGGCGGAGCUUCUGCCGCUUCUGCAGGCGGAGCUUCCGCCGCUUUUGCUGGCGGAGGCGGAAGCGGAGCGCGUGCUGCUGCGGCUGGAUUUCAGCCUGGAGGCGGAGGCGGAGCGGGAGAGGGGGGAAUUCAGGCGGGAAUUCACGCAGGCCUCGGGGGAAGGCUGCCAUACAGUCUAGCGGAACUUGAGGUUCUCGCUGCAGUUCUCCUUGAAGCCGCCGCCACGUCCGCCGCUGCAGGCAGUGCAAACGCGCCACUGGAGGGUUCGAGAGGCAGAGCUGACGCCACCGCCGCCGCUACCAAUGCUGCCACUGCCACCACCUAUCAAAGGGUGAGCGUUAACGAGCGCGCUUGUGCGUCAAGCGUUGGCGGUGGCAACGGUGGCGGCAGCAUCGGUGGUAGCAGGAGCAGGGCGGUCGCAGCAGAGAGGGAGCAUCAGCUUCUGGAAUCGCUAGUCAACCUGCUGACGUCACCUGUGGCGUCACCGGGUUCCGGAUCCGCCUCCCUCACCCCACGCCCUUCGUCUGCUCCCUCUCCUCGGGAACUCCACUCUCCCAUGCAGACAGGCGCUCUGCUCUCCCCAGCAUCGGCCGUUGCUGCGGCGUACCCUCACUGCGCCUCCUACCCGUCCUACCGCUCCUCUACUGCCACGUCACCCUCCAGCAUGACGUCAGCCUCUGGGUCAAUGCAAUUCUCUCCACAUGCUACAGGGCCUACUGUUCACACAGGGACACGAUUUGGCGUACCAUCCGCCUCCCCUGGUACAGGUGCGCCUUCCGCCACUGCAGCAAGCCAGCAGGGUCCCUCCUCCGCGCAGAGCCAGCAGCAGCUGGCGGCGGCAGCCAUUCUCGCGCACCUGCUGGCCGCGCAGGCGCGGCAAAGCGCCUCCCCGAGAACCCCCAACCCCGUGCAUGAAGCACACGGGGCAGCGCCAGCACCGCGGCAAGUGCGAGAAACACAAGGGGCGGCACCAGCACCGCGCUUUCUCCAUGAGGCGCAAGGGAGAAUGCACCAGCCGCACGUGGCUAUGCAGCAGCCUUUGAAUGUGGGUCAGGGUGGGUUGGUCUCCCCUCCCCGCCCUGCUCUUUCCUGCCCACCCGAGGGCCGACUUCCCGCCCCUCCGCCACUGUUCAUCCCCCGCCCUGCCUCCUCCCCUGCCGAGUAUUUCUCCGCCUCUGCUGCCAUCUCCUCGCCACGUGGCACGAGUGUGAACUGCCAAGUCAGCACAUGGCCGCCAGCUCAGGAGCAGCAGGGCUCCCAGCCGUGGGCUGCGGGUCAGGGGCCGUUAUCGCCGCUGUCUCAGCUCAGCACGUUCCGCCUGCCGUCCGCGCACCAGAAGCCUCCAGUGGCGGGGAAUAAGAGGCCAGGCGAUGCCGCGUCGCAGCAGCAGCUGCCCCCGCCCCGGCGCAUGUCGCGUAAUGGAUCAGCUUCAGCAGCAGCCGGUGGGGUGAGCAGGCAGCAGCACACUGCCACAAAUGUGAGCCCCUUUCUGGUUUCUGAGGAGCAUAGAGGGACAGAGAGGGAAGCUGCUGGGGCUGGGGAGGGUAGUGUGGUCGUGCCGCAACCAGGAGUGCCCCUUGCGGACCCAGGGACGGGAACAGCAGGAGGAGCAGCAGUAUCAUCAGCAGCAGCGGCUGCACUGUCCGGCUUGCUGCAGCAGGGGGAUUUGACGAAGCUCAUUGAGGCGCUAUCACAUGUAAAGGCGAGUGAUGAGCAGGGCGGCAGGGAGCCAUGGGUGACCUCUGGAAGAAAUCAGGCCCAGUCAGUCAAUGCUGGCUCGGGACCUGCUUUUCCUCCAAUGGAAACAGGCAGGGCGAAUGGGGCAGGAUCUAGCUGCUUGUUUAAUAAUCAGUCUGGAUUUUACGCUGCAGAUGCUGCGGCAGGUGGCGAGGGAAACUUCCGGUUCGCAUCUUCCGACCUGCCGAGUGUUUUUCACCACAGCCCUGAUUCGCUGCAGAAACAGAUUCAGGAUGCCAUGGAUCAGCAGGAGCUGGAUGCGGCCAUGCUUGCUGCUGUCACUGCGGGAACCGUAGGCGCAUCUGCGGGUGCAGGUUCUGCUGGGGAGAUUACCAUGGGCGAGAAUGGGUGUAGUUUUUACGGGAGCAGCCAAGCAGCUUCUCAUUCGCAGUCAGGUGGAUUUGGAUGUGACCUUGGCAGCAGGCAGCAGCAACAUACGUCUUGUGAAGAGCAGAAUGGAGGCAGUGAGAAUGCGCUGGCAAUGAUGGCGUUGCUGAGAACCUUGACCGACCCAGAUGACCACAUGACACUAGAUGGGUGA